Molecule: messenger RNA, 1416 nt
Organism: Plasmodium relictum
Lineage: Eukaryota; Apicomplexa; Aconoidasida; Haemosporida; Plasmodiidae
Product: RNA-binding protein, putative
Exons: 2
Coding region: 1-1416 (471 amino acids)
Cellular component (GO): nuclear speck; U2AF complex; commitment complex
Molecular function (GO): poly-pyrimidine tract binding; pre-mRNA 3'-splice site binding
Source: RefSeq, a predicted model, not a curated record
AUGGAGGUUGAGGACAAUAAGAAAAAAGAAUCUAAAAAUAUAUCUGAAAAUGAUGAUAGAAAAAGAUUACACAAAAAUGAAGAAAUGAAAAGAUAUUCAAAAGAAAAGAGAAGUUCUUCUAAAGCAAAAAGAAGCCGAUCAAAUUCUCAUAGAAUAAAACGUAAUUCAUCAGAUAAUUAUUCAAAAGGAAAAUACAUAAAAAAAAAGAGAAGAAAAGAUAAAAGUUCAGUAAGCAGUUCUGGUUCUUCAGCAUUAUCGUCUGAGAAUUCCACUGAUAACUAUAGUUCUGAUGAAUAUAGAAGAAAAAAAAGAAAAAAAAAAAGGGAAAGGAGAUAUGAAAAAAGUGAAAGAAGUGAAAAGAGAAAAAAAAAAAAAAAAUCUAGUAAAUUAAAUCCCAAUUUAUCUACAUCUCAUGAACGAUCAAGAUCUAGAGAGAGAAAAAGAAGAAAAUUACAAGCAGAAUGUAUUAAAAGGGCAGGUGGAUUUAAAAAAUUAGCUGAUAUGGAAGGACAUGAGACAACUAAUGUUUUUUGGGAUGGUUUUCAAUGGGUAGCUAAAACGAAUCAAUCGAAUUUAUUUCACUUAGAUCCAGCUGUAAUGAAUUCCACAAGAAAAUUGAGAAGAUUGUAUUUUGGAAAUUUGCCAUUACAUUUAGGAUUAAGUGAAAAUGCCUUUCAAGAAAUUGUAUGGAAUGAAAUGAAGAAAAGAAAAUAUUGUAAUGAUGAAAAUAUUAAUCCUGUUUUAUAUGUUUGGUUUGCUAAAGAUAAAGGUAAUUAUGGAUUUGUUGAAUUUGCUACAGUUGAAGAAACGGAAAGAGCUCUUACUAUGGAUGGGAUGCUUUGUAAAGGUGUUGCAUUAAAAGUUUCUAGACCAAAUGAUUAUUCUACAAAUACUGUUAAACAAAAUCAAAAUUUAUUACUUCAAAAUAUUAAUAAGCAAAAUAAUAAUUUAUUAAAUAUUAUGAAUUCAAGUAACUUAAACAACCCAUAUUGUAAACCACCUCCUCCACCGGGUGCUCCACCUUUAUCUGUUCUCAAAGAGACAUCAGAAAGUAACGUAGUAGAUCACUCCAAUUUGUCUACCAAAUAUUUAAGGGUCUUAGAAAUUGUUUCAAAAGAAUCAAUUAAUGAAGAAGAUUAUUCUGUAAUUUUAGAAGAUAUAAAAGAUGGAUUUCACAGUCAAGGUAUAAUUAUUAACGCCAUUUUAAUUACACAUAAGUACGCACAGAACACACCUUUUGAUAUUGGAGACGUUAUAAUAGAAUUUGAAAAUCCUGCUUCAGUCGAUAAUAGUAUCAUCAAUAUGUCAAAUAGAAAGUAUGAAGGAAGGGUCAUCAAAAUGGAAAAAUGUGAUGAACAUACAUACAAUACAUAUGUAAAACCCAUUAUCAAAGAUUUGUACGAGCAAAAAUUAUAA